This is a messenger RNA of Hippopotamus amphibius kiboko, 1281 nucleotides long. It is a transcript of the gene MXRA7, whose product is annotated as matrix remodeling associated 7. The coding region runs from base 4 to 675 and encodes 223 amino acids. Lineage: Eukaryota; Metazoa; Chordata; Mammalia; Artiodactyla; Hippopotamidae. The transcript is spliced from 5 exons. The record is from RefSeq and is a predicted model, not a curated record.
GCGAUGGAGGCGCCGGCAGAGCUGCUGGCCGCGCUGCCCGCGCUGGCCACCGCGCUGGCGCUGCUGCUCGCCUGGCUGCUGGUGCGGCGCGGGGCGGCCGCGAGCCCGGAGCCCCCGGAGCCCGCGCCCCCGGAGCCCGCGCCCGCGGAGUCCGCGCCCCUGGCCGAGGCCAGCGGGACGGCCGCGCCGCCCGGCCCCUGCGCGGCAGAGCCGGCGGCCGCGCCCGAGGGGCCGCGGGAGCCCGCGCAGCCGGACGAGCCCGCGCAGCCGGACGAGCCCGCGCAGCCGGACGAGCCCGCAGCAGCGCCGGCGGAGGCGGAGGAGCAGGCCGCCGAGGAGAGGCAGGAAGAGGAGCAGGAGCUGGAUGGCGAGGAAGGUCCACCCCAGGCAGGGCCUGAGGAAGAAGACGGGGGAGAAGCCUUCUCCUUCAGAUACAGCCCUGGGAAACUGCGGGGAAACCAGUACAAGAAGAUGAUGACCAAGGAGGAACUGGAGGAGGAACAGAGAGUUCAGAAAGAACAGCUGGCUGCCAUCUUCAAGCUCAUGAAGGACAACACGGAGACGUUUGGCGAGAUGUCGGAUGGUGACGUGCGGGAGCAGCUCCGGCUCUACGACAUGAGUCAAUGCAAGAACUUAACACACAACCAUAAGAUAACAGCCUACCCUGCAAGCUGAAAGCAGGAGGAAACAUCCUGUCUGUUCCUAAGUGUCUGGAGGAAGAAAAGUUGAUACCAUCAGGCCACUGCAUCGUCCUUAACAGAGAACCUUGUCAAAUUUUGGAUUUGUGCCAGUUCAAUAGGUCAAAAAUGUUAGCUCUGUGAAACUUUAAUUUGCGUUGUUCUUAUUUUGAAAAAGUUUGUGCAUCCAUUGAAAUGUUUAGGGGCUCCUUGCAUUAUCUUCCGUCCCUGUCUGCUCCUGUUUUCUAUUGACUACCACACAUUUAAUCUCAGCUUAAUUCACCGAAUAGCACCCAUUUCCGAUUAUCUGGCCAUAAUUUUGGGUACAGCACCCAUCAUUCUCAAGCCAUGAUCCUGAAUUGGAAAGGGAAUCUAGGUAAUUCCCGGGAAAGCUCACCAAAUUCACGAGCGUUGGUGAAAGUCAAAAUGCUAACCAGAGAAAGGGUGACUGUCCACAGCACAAUUUCAUCCGAGUGAUAAUUGCCCACUUUAUAUACUCUGAGGAACCCCGCGCCCGCAAACUGGACCAAUCACUGCCCACGGCCGAUAUCCCUUCGCGGUGCCUCAGUGGUUCAAGCAUCUGCCAAUCUACAACGAAGGCGGA